This is a messenger RNA of Drosophila willistoni, 1143 nucleotides long. Its product is annotated as GTP-binding nuclear protein Ran. The coding region runs from base 178 to 840 and encodes 220 amino acids. Gene Ontology annotation, molecular function: GTP binding; GTPase activity. The transcript has 2 exons. Lineage: Eukaryota; Metazoa; Arthropoda; Insecta; Diptera; Drosophilidae. Gene Ontology annotation, cellular component: cytoplasm; nucleus. The record is from RefSeq and is a predicted model, not a curated record. Gene Ontology annotation, biological process: ribosomal subunit export from nucleus; protein import into nucleus.
ACCCUUUUGUUUUACUUCAUCUGGAGGAUAUUUUAUUUAUAAAAACCUUUAUCAUAGCAAAUGGGACAUUUCUUUCAUCAUUUUAAAAAUAUAUUAUAGAAAUAUAAGAAAAAGUUGAGUUUUGCUGUGUUUAAAAAUUAUUCAAAUUUUUUUAUCUUUUCUACGAGGCAAAGUGUCAUGUCAAGGACAACUUGCGGUUUACACACAUACAAGUGUUUAUUGCUUGGAGAUACUGGAGUUGGAAAGACCAGUUAUUUGAAGCGCCUAAAGACCGGGGAGUUUUCAUCUACCGGCGGUGCUUUUAAAGGUGCGAUGCCAUUGAUAUUUUGUACAGAUCGCGGAAAUAUUUGCUUAAAUAUAUUGGAGGUUAGUCUCAAAUACAGUGCGGAUAUUUUAGACAUCAACGACUUUGAUUGCGUUGCCGUUAUGUGUGACAUAAGCAGUCAGGAUCACUGCAUGAUAUGUCGAAUGCCAUUGUUUCUAGUCGAUACCAGUAUUCGCAUACCAACAGUGCUCAUUGGCAACAAGAGAGACGCGGUCGAUAAUGGUUUGGAUAUCGAGGACUCACAUCUUAUGCCUUAUUUCGAGAUGUCUGUGAAGCAGAAUUUGAAUAUUGUUCAGCCAUUUCAAUGGAUAAUACGUAAGCUGCUAAAUGAUGACAAAAUUAUGUUUGUUGAGGAAUAUGCUCCAUGGCCACCAGAACCUAAUCCCUUGAUAGACAAUGAAAUUCAAGAACCGUUAGUGAGUAACUGUCAAACAGAAUUGUCGGAAAACAAUUGGAUGCUUGAUGUGGCCUAUACUUCUCCUCUACCAGAGGAUAAUGAUAUUUGGUCUUUAUAGAUAACAGCUGACCAUAUCAGGUCUGCCUAUGACUGAGGAGCCAUGAACCUAGUUUUCAUCUAAAAGCAGGAUCCCCGAAACGUCGAUAUACUCAUUAGUUGUUGAGUCGACAAAAUGGUAAAACCAACAGUGUGAUCAGGGGAUCGAGAGUGCGCAUUCUUGCUAUGCUCAGGUAUCGUCGGAUUGGGUCUGUGUUCUUUCUUUCCUCUAACUCACUAUCAUUAAUAAAUUUAAUGCGCGUUAAGGAAACUAAAAUAACUAUCGAAAGUUUAAGUUGAUGUUACUAUUAUUACUAUUGCUAAG